AUGGCCAUUGGUUGUGGUAAGUCUCCUCCGUCGCCGGACCUCCCGUGGAAGAUCAGACUCUUAAUCUCUGCUUACACCUUCGCCAUGGAUGUCUGUCUCCGCUCCAACGCCACCAUCAACCGCCGCCUCGGCAACCUCCUCGAUCGCAAAUCCCCUUCCUCCAACAAACCUGUCAACUCCGUCACCUCCUCUGACGUCACCGUCGAUCACUUCCGCAACCUCUGGUUUCGCCUCUACGUGCCAUCCGCCGCGGCUGACUCCAAGCUCCCCUUAAUCGUCUACUUCCACGGCGGCGGAUUUGCGCUCUGCGGCGCGGAUUCAACGCCGUACGACGACUUCUGCCGCGGCCUGGCCUCUGAAACCCUCGCCGUGGUUGCCUCCGUCAACUACCGCCUCUCGCCGGAAUACCGCUUCCCCGCACAGUACGUCGACGGCUUCGACGCAUUGAAAUUCAUGGAUUCCACCAAAGAUGACACAUUUUUGUCCUCGAACGCCGAUCUCAGCCGAUGUUUCAUCGCCGGCGACAGUGCUGGUGGCAACAUAGCGCACCACGUGACGGUCAGAGCUGCCGAGAACGGAUUCGAGAAACUGAAGAUUAUCGGAAUGGUACUGAUGCAGCCGUUCUUCGGCGGUGAGGAGCGGACAGAAUCGGAGCUCCGGCUUGCCAGAGCGCCGAUGUUGAAUCUGGAUCUGACGGACUGGAUGUGGAAAGCCUUUUUGCCGGAAGGAUCGGAUCGAGACCACGAGGCAGCGAAUGUGUUCGGUGGUGGAGGAUCGAGAUCAACUGAUAUCGCCGGUUUAAAGUUUCCGGCGACGGUAAUGUUCGUCGGAGGUUUCGAUUUGUUGCAAGACAGGCAGAGAAGAUACUACGAGGGAUUGAAAAAGUGCGGGAAAGAAGUGAAAUUGGUGGAGUAUCCAAAUGGGAUCCAUGGUUUUUAUGGAUUUCCGGAUUUGCCCGAAACUGCUUUGCUAGUUACGGAAGUGAAGGAUUUCAUUCAAAAGCAAUCAUGGGAGUGA
Molecule: messenger RNA, 1017 nt
Organism: Cornus florida
Lineage: Eukaryota; Viridiplantae; Streptophyta; Magnoliopsida; Cornales; Cornaceae
Product: probable carboxylesterase 18
Exons: 1
Coding region: 1-1017 (338 amino acids)
Biological process (GO): pollen tube growth
Molecular function (GO): carboxylic ester hydrolase activity
Source: RefSeq, a predicted model, not a curated record